AUGAAGGUGAAGAAAAUGAAGAAGGCCAGCCAAUCCAGCGCACUACCGCCCAUUGUGGAAUCAUCUAUGGGCCUCUUGUGCUACCCUACAGCGUCCUUGCCUUGUCCAAACCAAUACAGCAGAAGGGUCUUCACGUUCGAAUUGCAUUUGAAGACUCAGUUCCAGCCACACACUACUGCGUCGUCUGUCUCGGAACAACAACCCGCCAAGUCAACGACCGAGGGCCACAUCUUCGUCUGUAGCUUCUCACACUACGGUUGCACAAGCACCUUUGCCUCCAAGAACGAAUGGAAACGACACAUUGCCUCCAAACACCUCCAACUCGGCUUCUUCCGUUGCGACGUCGGCAACUGCGGUCACAGACCCGACUACAAAAACUCCUCAACUUCCACCCACAACCACCACGACCAACCCGGCCACCAACCCAACGACUUCAACCGCAAGGAUCUCUUCACCCAACAUCAGCGCCGGAUGCAUGCUCCCGGCCCCGAUGCCACCGAUCAGGAACAGCAAGAUUUUGAGGCCAGGCUUAAGUAUGUCUGCGCCCGCUGCUGGCAGGAGCAACGCAAGCCGCCACAACAAAGCUCCUGUGGAUUUUGCGGGCAGAAAUUCUGUGGUCCGGACAGUUGGAAGGACCGGAUGGACCAUGUUGGACGGCAUUUCAAGGGUGACGAGACUUCUCUUGAAGAGGCAGAGGAUAUUGCCCUAAGGGACUGGGCCGUCAAGGAAGGGAUCAUCCGGCGCGUUGGUGAAGGGCGGUGGGUGCUUACUGCUCUAUGCUCUUGA
This is a messenger RNA of Aspergillus pseudoviridinutans, 786 nucleotides long. RefSeq lists its product as uncharacterized. The transcript has 2 exons. NCBI's taxonomy places the organism in Eukaryota, Fungi, Ascomycota, Eurotiomycetes, Eurotiales, Aspergillaceae. Gene Ontology annotation, molecular function: DNA-binding transcription factor activity. The coding region runs from base 1 to 786 and encodes 261 amino acids. The record is from RefSeq and is a predicted model, not a curated record.